AUGAAUACCUCUUUUGAAAGUAACAAAAAAGGCAAAUUUAGAAAAUAAAAAUCUAUAUUUUCAUAGCAGAGUAGGCAACUUGAAGAUGAUAAUAGUGAUUGUUAAUAAAGCUGUGAUAGCAAGAUAGACAGAUCUUGCUAAAGAUAUUUAUUUGAAAUAAAAUCUUACUAACUUGAGUAAGGUCACCAGGGUGAUUAAGAUAUAUCAGAUAAUGGUUCAGUGGCCGAUUAAAAUGUAUUAAUAUAAAUUAACUAAGGAUAGCAGAUCUAAAAUCAAUUAAAAUAAGAAAUACCUACUAUAAACCAAAAAAUCAACAUUAGUGAGGCUAUUCCUUUUAGCUAAGAUCAAUCAAAAAAACUAAUGGUAUCUAAACUAGAUAUGUCAUUUAAUAACUAGCCGUCAUUAAUUGAAUAAAAUAAAGAGUAAAAUACACCAUAAGAAAUACUUUUUCAUGAACUAAACACAAAGGAUUAAGAAAUACCAAAUGAUAAAACAGAUAAAUAUUAAGCUUAAAGACUUCAUACUAAUAUAUCAAUUAACCAAAAUAUUGUUAGCAGUCCAAGCCAAAUAAAAAAAAAUGAAAAAGAGAACAAAGAAAAAGAUUAAAGCCUCAUAAAAUACCAAAAAAAUGAAGGUUUAAUUUAUGAAGAUUUUAUUUUUGAGAAAAAUAUAGAUAAUUUAAGUAAGAAAAUGACUAGCGCUGUUAAUAAAAUAUUGCUACUUAAAGAGGCUACAAAUCUCACUUUCAAAGAUUAUACAACUAUCAAUGAUUUGUGCUUUUACUAUAAACAGCACUAAAAAAAAAGUAGAAUGGCUUUAUGCAAAAGAAUCUUCAAUUGA
Molecule: messenger RNA, 840 nt
Organism: Tetrahymena thermophila SB210
Lineage: Eukaryota; Ciliophora; Oligohymenophorea; Hymenostomatida; Tetrahymenidae
Product: cation channel family protein, putative
Exons: 2
Source: RefSeq, a predicted model, not a curated record